Molecule: messenger RNA, 177 nt
Organism: Caenorhabditis briggsae
Lineage: Eukaryota; Metazoa; Nematoda; Chromadorea; Rhabditida; Rhabditidae
Exons: 1
Coding region: 1-177 (58 amino acids)
Source: RefSeq, a predicted model, not a curated record
AUGGGCUCUCCAGGCGAAGGAGGUCUCUCUGGCUGCCUGAUUGAUUGUUCUAUUAUGCACAAAGCGCAAACAGACACCUCCUCCUUUCUCCUUUCGGAUAUCAAAUGGCCUUCUGAAAAUCGGCACGUAUUAUACUAUGCCACCACACAAUCCAAUAUCCGUUGGGGCAUGAAAUGA